GUAUUGUCUCUUACUAAAAAUAUGCGACUCCAAAAUAAUUUGGAUAUGACAAGUGCUACCGAGCUCAAAGAAUUUUCAAAAUGGAUAUUGGAUGUGGGAGAUGGAAAAAUAUCAGAGCCAAAUGAUGGUUAUGCAGAAAUAAAGAUUCCAGAUGAGUUUUUGAUUAAAGAAUUUGAUGAUCCAAUAGAUGCAAUAGUCCGUAGCACGUAUCCGAACUUGCUGGAGCAAUACAAAAAUGAGGAAUUUCUCAAGUCUAGAGCUGUCUUGGCAUCAACUAUUGAAAUUGUCGAUAAAAUUAACGACUAUGUUCUUUCAACGCUCCCAGGUGAAGAAAGAGAAUAUUUAAGUUGCGAUUCUGUAGACAAGUCGGAUGUAGUUGAAGCAGAAGCAUUUGAAGCGUUGACACCAGAGUUUCUCAAUUCCUUGAGAACAUCAGGUCUCCCAAAUCACAACAUACGACUUAAGGUUGGGACUCCAGUAAUGUUGCUAAGAAAUAUAGACCAAUCAGAAGGACUAUGCAAUGGAACUAGAUUGAUUGUCACAAGACUGGGUAAUCAUGUCAUUGGAGCAAGAAUCAUGUCUGAAGGCAAUGGUGGAGAUGAGAUUUACAUACCUCGAAUGUGUAUGUCUCCUUCUCAAUCACCAUGACCUUUUAAACUUAUCAGAAGACAAUUUCCUAUAAUGGUCUCAUAUGCGAUGACAAUCAAUAAAUCUCAAGGACAGUCACUGGAAAGAGUUGGAUUAUACUUGCCUAGACCUGUUUUUAGUCAUGGACAAUUGUAUGUGGCAUUGUCAAGAGUUCAGAGCAAACAUGGAUUGAAGAUUUUAAUACAUGAUAAGGAUGGUAAAUC
This is a messenger RNA of Cuscuta epithymum, 851 nucleotides long. The record is from the annotation of a GenBank genome assembly. Lineage: Eukaryota; Viridiplantae; Streptophyta; Magnoliopsida; Solanales; Convolvulaceae.